Messenger RNA from Pteronotus mesoamericanus, 8756 nucleotides. RefSeq names its product SLIT-ROBO Rho GTPase activating protein 3 (gene SRGAP3). Gene Ontology annotation, molecular function: protein binding. Gene Ontology annotation, cellular component: cytoplasm. The coding region runs from base 445 to 3759 and encodes 1104 amino acids. The transcript is spliced from 23 exons. The record is from RefSeq and is a predicted model, not a curated record. Gene Ontology annotation, biological process: negative regulation of cell migration; signal transduction. NCBI's taxonomy places the organism in Eukaryota, Metazoa, Chordata, Mammalia, Chiroptera, Mormoopidae.
GUGUGCGUGUGUGUGUGUGUGAACGGGUGUGAGUGAGUGAGGGUGUGUGUGCAUUGUGACUGUGUGUGUGCGUGUCCAGAUGAGUGUACGAGUGCGCGCGGGAGUGCGUGUGUUGUGUAUGUGAGUGAGUGUUGUUGGUUACUAUUUUUUAGAAGAAAAACCUUGAAAAUCUGGGGCAGGUUACUGUGCUCCUAGGGUGGUGGUUCUUUUUUUGCAAGAGGAGCUGACCAGACCUAGCUACUAGAGACAUUUUUCGGCAAGUAAAGAAAAUUUUCCUUCCUGAAGGAGAGGGAUUUUUCCCUUGGCUCUGCAGACAAGUAAAAGAGAUUAGCCCCUAAACCUGUGAAAUCGACCAGAGCCGUGUGAUUACCAGGGCUUGAGAGAGAAUACGGGAAGAAAAGGAGAAAUAAAUUAGCUUGUCAGUGCCUUUGGCCACGUUGGAAGAUGUCAUCUCAAACUAAGUUCAAGAAAGACAAAGAGAUCAUUGCUGAAUAUGAAGCCCAAAUAAAAGAGAUCCGCACACAGCUGGUGGAGCAGUUCAAAUGCUUGGAGCAGCAAUCCGAGUCUCGGCUGCAGCUGCUGCAGGACCUCCAGGAGUUCUUCCGCCGGAAAGCUGAGAUUGAGCUUGAGUACUCUCGCAGCCUGGAGAAGCUGGCCGAGCGGUUCUCCUCCAAGAUCCGCAGCUCCCGGGAGCACCAGUUCAAGAAGGACCAGUACCUCCUCUCGCCUGUGAACUGCUGGUAUCUGGUUCUGCAUCAGACCAGGCGGGAGAGUCGAGACCACGCCACUCUCAAUGACAUCUUCAUGAACAAUGUCAUCGUCCGCCUCUCACAGAUCAGUGAGGAUGUCAUCAGACUCUUCAAAAAGAGCAAGGAGAUUGGCCUGCAGAUGCACGAGGAGCUCCUGAAGGUCACCAAUGAGCUCUAUACAGUCAUGAAGACCUACCACAUGUACCAUGCAGAGAGCAUCAGUGCGGAGAGCAAGCUGAAGGAGGCUGAGAAACAGGAGGAGAAGCAGUUCAACAAGGCGGGAGAGCUCAGCAUGAACCUGCUACGUCAUGAGGACCGGCCCCAGCGCCGCAGCUCUGUGAAGAAAAUUGAGAAGAUGAAGGAGAAGAGGCAGGCAAAGUAUUCUGAGAACAAGCUGAAGUGCACGAAGGCCCGAAAUGACUAUUUGCUGAAUCUGGCUGCCACCAACGCAGCUAUAAGCAAAUACUACAUCCACGAUGUCUCCGACCUAAUCGACUGCUGUGAUUUGGGCUUUCAUGCCAGCCUGGCCCGCACCUUCCGGACCUACCUCUCCGCUGAGUACAACCUGGAGACCUCUCGCCACGAGGGGCUGGAUGUCAUCGAGAACGCAGUGGACAACCUGGAUUCCCGAAGCGACAAGCACACCGUCAUGGACAUGUACAACCAAGUCUUCUGCCCUCCACUCAAAUUUGAGUUCCAGCCACACAUGGGGGAUGAGGUGUGUCAAGUCAGUGCUCAGCAGCCUGUCCAGACAGAAUUACUCAUGCGGUACCACCAGCUGCAGUCCAGACUGGCCACUCUCAAGAUAGAGAAUGAGGAGGUGAGAAAAACCCUGGAUGCCACCAUGCAGACCUUACAGGACAUGCUGACUGUGGAGGACUUUGAUGUCUCUGACGCCUUCCAACAUAGUCGGUCCACAGAGUCUGUAAAGUCAGCUGCCUCUGAGACCUACAUGAGCAAGAUCAACAUUGCCAAAAGGAGAGCCAACCAGCAGGAAACAGAAAUGUUUUAUUUUACAAAAUUUAAAGAAUAUGUGAACGGCAGUAACCUCAUCACUAAGCUGCAGGCCAAGCACGACUUACUCAAGCAGACCCUGGGUGAAGGGGAGAGAGCAGAAUGUGGCACAACCAGCAGAAGAGAUGGAAGGCUUAGGCUGCCCCACUUUCCUUGGCUGAGCUGCCCCCCUGCUCCCCACUUUGUGCCCCACCCAGCAUUUCAAGGAAGAAGAAAUGCUCGAACCAGGAACCAGGAUUCGGGACAAGCUAUACCACUUGUAGUUGAGAGCUGCAUCCGAUACAUCAAUUUAUACGGACUCCAGCAGCAAGGGAUCUUCAGAGUGCCAGGAUCUCAGGUUGAAGUCAAUGACAUCAAAAAUUCCUUUGAGAGAGGUGAAGACCCCCUUGUGGAUGAUCAAAAUGAAAGAGAUAUCAAUUCAGUCGCUGGUGUUUUAAAACUGUAUUUCCGAGGACUGGAAAACCCACUCUUUCCUAAGGAAAGGUUUCAAGAUUUGAUAUCUACUAUUAAACUGGAGAGCCCAGCUGAGAGGGUGCACCAGAUCCAACAAAUCCUCAUCACCCUUCCCCGCGUGGUCAUCGUGGUCAUGAGAUAUCUCUUCGCUUUCCUCAACCACCUCUCGCAGUAUAGUGAUGAGAACAUGAUGGAUCCCUACAACCUGGCCAUCUGCUUCGGGCCCACCCUCAUGCACAUUCCUGAUGGGCAGGACCCUGUGUCCUGCCAGGCACACGUCAACGAAGUCAUCAAAACCAUCAUCAUCCAUCAUGAAGCCAUCUUCCCCAGCCCCCGGGAGCUAGAGGGACCUGUGUAUGAAAAAUGCAUGGCUGGAGGGGAAGAAUAUUGUGACAGCCCGCACAGCGAGCCAGGGACCAUUGAUGAAGUUGACCAUGACAAUGGCACUGAACCUCACACCAGUGAUGAAGAAGUGGAACAGAUUGAGGCCAUCGCCAAGUUUGACUACGUGGGGCGGUCCCCACGUGAGCUGUCCUUCAAGAAGGGGGCCUCACUGCUAUUAUACCACCGUGCCUCAGAGGACUGGUGGGAGGGCCGUCACAACGGCGUGGAUGGACUGAUCCCACAUCAGUACAUAGUCGUACAGGACAUGGAUGAUGCCUUCUCCGACAGCCUGAGCCAAAAGGCGGACAGUGAGGCCAGCAGUGGGCCGCUGCUGGACGACAAGGCCUCCUCCAAAAACGACCUCCAGUCCCCCACGGAGCACAUCUCGGAUUACGGCUUUGGGGGGGUGAUGGGCCGAGUGCGGUUACGAUCUGAUGGAGCGGCCAUCCCCAGGCGCCGAAGCGGGGGCGACACACACAGCCCACCCCGGGGCCUGGGCCCCAGCAUAGACACGCCGCCCCGGGCCGCCGCCUGCCCCAGCAGCCCCCACAAAAUCCCCCUCACCCGGGGCAGGAUCGAGAGCCCCGAGAAGCGGAGGAUGGCGACGUUCGGGAGCGCCGGCAGCAUCAACUACCCUGACAAGAAGGCGCUCUCCGAAGGGCACUCGAUGAGGUCGACGUGCGGCUCCACCAGGCACAGCAGCCUGGGGGACCACAAGUCCCUGGAGGCCGAGGCCCUGGCAGAAGACAUCGAGAAGACCAUGAGCACGGCUCUGCACGAGCUGCGGGAACUCGAGAGGCAGAACACAGUCAAGCAGGCGCCAGAUGUGGUGCUGGACACCCUGGAGCCCCUGAAGAACCCGCCAGGCCCCAUCAGCUCAGAGCCCGCCAGCCCCCUGCACACCAUCGUCAUCCGUGACCCUGAUGCCGCCAUGCGCCGCAGCAGCAGCUCCUCCACUGAGAUGAUGACCACCUUCAAGCCAGCCCUGUCCGCCCGUCUGGCUGGAGCCCAGCUACGCCCACCCCCCAUGAGGCCUGUGCGGCCGGUGGUCCAGCAUCGGUCCAGCAGCAGCAGCAGCUCAGGUGUGGGCAGCCCGGCCGUGACGCCCACCGAGAAGAUGUUCCCCAACAGCUCAGCAGACAAGUCAGGCACCAUGUGACCAACAAGAUCGGGUGGCACUGCCCUGGCUCACUGUGGCACACCAUGGCCGAGGGUGGCCUCUGUGACUUCCGCAUCCUUCCCAGUGCUCCUGGCCUUGUCCGGCAGAGACCAGAAGGUCAGCCUGAAAGAACGUCUAUGCAGAGCUGAGACCCUGGCGCCAGCCGCAACCGGCAUCCAGUCCUCGCGGGUGUAAGCAGAGGCCCAGAGGAGAGCAGGAGCAGGAGCAGCCCCAACUGGAGCGUUUCCUAAGAUUGUGGCAAAAUGUUAAAUGGCUUCGCCUGCAUAAUCGUCACUGGAAAAUUAUUCUCUCGACAUUCUCUCUGCAUACAUAAGUAUAUGUGUGUGUAUAUAUGUGUGUACGUAUAUACACAUAUAUAUGUCUGUAGGUGUGUGUAUAUAUAUAUAUAUUUAUGCAUCUAUAUACAUAUAGUAGAUUUGGACACACAUACUAAAUGUAUAUAGAAUCUCCUUUUUUCUUUUUAUGAAACUUAGAUUUACCUCAGACCCAUGCCACCAAACAUCUCCCGCUGUUAUUUGGUGGGAUUUGCAGGGACUUUUCUGGGAGAAUUUAGAGGCCCACAGUAACUGCGAAUGAAGCAAUAUACCACUAACCUGCAGAAAAACAAAAACAGUCUCCCAUUGUCUCCAGAAGUCGUGGCCUUCCAAAACAGUCUGCCCCUAAAUGAAGGGUGGGGCAGGCAGUACCCCGAACAGGCUGCUCCUAGAGGUGGGGAACCCCUCACAGAACCCCCCUGUCCAGCCCAGAGACCCUGCCUUUCCACCUGAAGGCCAAGGGCCAACUAUACCCCUGAAGGCACGGGAGGACUUUGGCAAGAAGACCUCCUGACCACAGCAUCCUGGUGAUUGUGUGUAGAAGAGGGGAUAGUGAGAAUCUAAGCCCCAUGGUAGCACAGUAUUAUGUGUGGUUGGGAAAAAGGGAAAAAUCAAUAAAACCACAGUGGUAUGGAACACUUCAAAACCUAGAAAUGCUGUAGGAAUAAUUCUGGUAACUAUAGAGUUUUAACUUAUACAAUUUUCAAAAUAUUUAAUUUUUUCUUUUCCUCUUUCUACUAAUUAUACUGUGUCAGAUUUGGAACUAAACAGGCAAAGAGGCUUUGAGUCAGUCACAUCGUUUUAAUUUAAAAUCAGGCCAUGACGCACUUUGGCUAGUGCCCUCUUGCACGAAGUGCAUGAACCAUAAGUGCCCAGCUCAGACCAGGGGCCGAGGAGGGGCGAUCCUUGGCACUUUCUGUCCUAGACAAUGCUUCAGUUGAGUUGAUGCAAGUGAAAUAGCUUCCCUCUCUCCCCCUUCCCUUCCCUUUCACCCACCUCCAGAGCAUUUAACAUAAUUGAAAAUAUGGUGAAAGAAUUGUGGUGUGUGAUUGUUAAGUAUGAUCAGCAAGGUUUUCAACUCUUGGCUGGGAAAAGGCCUCUGGAUCAGCCUCAUUUGAUUCUAUUUUACUGCCUUUUCAGAUCUCUUGGUUUUCCAGCAAUGGCUGUUCCUGGAUAAUGGAACACAGGUGAAUCAGAUUCUAACGGGACCACUUUUAUUCACCACCCUCAUGCCAAGCCAAGGGUGUCCUCCCUAUUGUUCUCAAGCUUCAUCUCUCAUUCACAAGGCCUUUGAAUGUGUCCCUGGCUGUGGUUUAGAGUCAGAAGUCAUGUGUUUGAGUCCCAGCCCCAGCCACUUGGGAUCUGUGGGACUCUGGGCAUGUCUCUGCACCUCAUUGAGCCUCAGUUUCCUGCUCCAUAAAAUGAAGAUAAGAUAAAAUGUGAGCAAGCUGUUUAAACUAGAAAGCACUGUGCCAACAUGAUUAUUCUUUUUAUUAUCAUUAGUAAGGUAAGGCUUUUAGCUCAAAACCCACCCAAGACCUUCCCUUUGAAACCCUCUAAUAGAAUUUGAGAAGUAGGCAGUAGAAAUUCCCUACCAGCUUCAUAAGACCCCCAAAGCAUGGCCCUACAGAUAUAUCACCAACUGAUGCUUGAAAUUCCAUCAUUACCAUUCCACCCCAUUGGCUGAAUUUUGCCUUGUCCUCUAGUCCUCCAUAAAAAGGUGUCUACACCCCAGAGGGAGGGACCUGUUGAGUCACUAGGACCUAGGUGUGUGGGAGUGGUAAGCCGUUCUGCCUCACCUGAGGAUUGAGAGCACCCAGUGAGAGGAAGAAUCAAGAAAGUGUGCAAAAAAGAGAAUGUCAGGGAGAGGCCAAUGACAAACUUGACCCUUCCUCAUUUUGCCUGGAACCAACCCUUCUCUUCUAGCUCCUGGAAAUGAAAGCACCUCAGAACCAGCUAAAAGCCCUCUGCCUUUGUGAGCAGUAUGAAGAUACCCCCAUUUUUGCAGCUUAGGAAAGAAAGCAAGGCCUUGGGAUAUGCUGGGACUUGCCUAAGAUUCAAUAAAUGUCUGAGAGUGGGGGCUGUGUCAGGCUUGUUAAGUCACUUAUUUGCAAGGAUGCUAUGCUGUCCAGCAGGAGACAAGACAUCCUAUUUCUACCCCCCAGAUAUUCCCAGGCCUUAAAUGUAAGUAGCCUCCUGAGCAAAAUGUCACAUUCUCUGCCAAGACUCCCGGAUGAAAAGAGAAAAUUUGAGUUGACAGAUCUGUUGCCUGAUAUACAUAACACAAGUUAGACCACGUGGCUUUUCCUCUGAAUUGACUAACUUAAUUUUCUUUCCUGAAAGUGGACCUGCCUUUUACUGAAUUACCUAAAGGCAGAGCUGUAGCUGUUUUCUUUAAGCACCUGUUUUUCCAUUGGGAAAAGGCUGAUGAGUUCACAUUUAGAGAAGCUCACACCUCACUCAUGCAGCCCCAGAUCUGAGCCUUGAUGCAGAACCAAAUGGAAAAAUACUUUCCCGCCCCACCCCUGCUCCCUCAGCCGGCGCUCUGCACGUCUCAGCCCUCCCGCAGGCCCCAGGCCCUCCCACGGUCGCUGAGCAUUGGCUCUCCUCCUGAUUCCUGCCUGUGUUAGUCCACUAUAUAUUGCUGUAUUUGCUUAAAUGCUGGAAAGUAACUGUUCAAAUGUGAAAUUGUAAUAUUUAAAAAGGUGACAAUUAAAUUAUAGCCAAUGCCACUCACCAAAUCUUUGCACCUAGUAGAUAGUUCAAUGUAAACAAAUACCAGAAACCUAACUGUACAGUGAGUGUGGGGGAAACGUAGUAACCUAGUUAGUAGUCCUCAAUAUAACCAAUUGUACAAGGGGAAGUGGUGUUUACCUACUUGUUCAUCACCAUUACUGGAAGCUGUACUGAUCAGUUUGUCGAUAACGGGCUUUCUCUCUCUCUCUUUUUUUUUUUUUUUUGCUUCACAGAAUUUCUUUUCAUAACCUUCAACUUACUCUGAAGUCAAGCCUUUUGUCUUUAUGUGUAACCAAUGUUCAGUCUCUUUUAGGAAUGAACCAGCAAGACGUUCAUUUAAAACUGACCAAAGACAAUUCCUUCCUGGUCUAGUUUCCUGGGCCUCAGGGCCCAGCCACCGCUAAAGACCUUCCUCAGAUAAAAUUGAGAACAAGCCGUGCUUCCUACUCCACUCUCCUUCUCUCCCUUUAUUCCCUUUUCCUCUUAAAGAGCUGCUCUGAGCUGUGGGAUUCUAUGAAAAAUUCUUGCCUUUCCUUGUUUUCAGUGCUAACGAUUAAUCACCUUGAAGCGCCUUUGAACCCGGACAGAGCGCACAAUUGGGAGGGACUCGUAAGCUUGGGCAUUAUACUUGGGAGUCUGUCUUCUGAGGUCACCAGGCCAAUGGGCAAGAGAGAAGUGGAUUCCCAAGGGAUAAACAGUUUCUAUCACAUGAAGAAAUUCUAGUGGGAAGAGACACAGGGAAAUGGAGCCAUCUUUUGGCCACCAGCUGGAACCAGCAGUUCAGAGAUCUGCCUUAUAAACCCUACAGAACUGGUUUGUGGUACAGAGGGGGCCAUUGUGGGGAAGGGCCUUGGCAUGGGGCUGGCUUCUCUGUUAGAGGCCCUUAGAGUGCCUUGUUGCUUAUAUUUCUUUCUCAUUCAGGAGGCACAAAUGCAGAGGGCUUCCUGUGACCUGGUCGUUAACUCGGCACUCAGUGCCCGCACGGCUGAUGGAAAACCACAAAGACUAAUGUAAUUGUUCUUCCUCUCAGUCUUUCUAUUCCUAACUUUUCACACAUCCAGAUGGUUCCACACUAGAGCAAAUGCCUCAUUCUCCUGAGAAACCCAGAAAGAAGAAUGGCUGGCUCACAACCAUGGAAGGGGCCCUAUUUGGCUUGAGGAUGGCUUGGAGGAACAGGCAGGAAGGGGUGAACCGAGGUGUUGCUUAGCCGAUUUUCUGCUAUGCAGAGCUAAUGCUGACGUUUCAUGUCAACUUCCCCGGUUCUCUGGGGUCUCCUCUCUCCUGAGCAGCCAUGUAGAGAAUUCCCCCACAUAUCCAAAGCUGCCCAGGGGAGCUGAGAGAAGGGACUUAGCUGUCAGGUCCGAGUGCUCCUGGCCUCUCUGAGGUUAAUCUGCCAGUGUCCUGCUGUCCCAUCCUCUGGGACUGGCCAAAUGGCCAACACUGCCCCUUGCUGACACCUCCUUUCUGUGUGAACUGUCCCAAGCAAAUAACAAAGCUGUUUCUUGAACCAGAACAACCAGAGCGCACUUUGCCUUCCUUAGAUGGGAGAUUCUGCUAGAGCAUCUGCUCAGGCUCUAGUUCCCGGCAGUGUGACUGUUUACAUGGUUUGGCAAUAGGUUUGGUUCUGAUUGCUUCAGAGUGGCUGGUCUAUUUUUGUUUCCUUUGGUUUCCUUCCUUCCCAAACUGUGUCAGGAAAACAAAACAAAACAAACAAAAAAAACAAAACCACCCUUGGAAAUUGCUGGUUGCCUGUCCCCACGUGAUGAAAAGUGCUGCCCUCUUCCGGAUAUCGUUUCUCUACCUUACAACCAAACGCCCGUCCUAUAGAGUGUCUGAUUGGAUCCUCUGUCGCAUAUUCUGAUGGUGCCUGCUGGUUUGAUGUGGAGCUAUCCUGUGAAAUAAAACAGCUUAACUUUUCUCAAACAU